Notolabrus celidotus (New Zealand spotty) is the source of this 1647-nucleotide messenger RNA. It is a transcript of the gene cd9a, whose product is annotated as CD9 molecule a. Gene Ontology annotation, cellular component: membrane. The record is from RefSeq and is a predicted model, not a curated record. Lineage: Eukaryota; Metazoa; Chordata; Actinopteri; Labriformes; Labridae. The transcript has 8 exons. Bases 141 to 827 code for a protein of 228 amino acids.
GCGCGCAUCAGUGCCAGCGCGUCGGCACAUAACCUCAUUCUGCAAACUGACUGUUAUUUAGAAGGUCUUCUCUUCUGUUCUACCGUUCGUUUGAAUAAGUGUAAAACAGAAGAAGUGUGAUUCAUCGCCCAAGUAUCACAAUGGCUGCGCUUUCAGGAGGAGAGAUGUGCAUCAAAUACCUUAUGUUUGCCUUCAAUCUAGUGUUCUGGCUUGCAGGUACUGCUGUCUUUGCUAUAGGCCUGUGGCUCCGAUUAGACCCAAAGACCAAAGGCCUGUUUGAAGGAUCAGACUCACCGUAUGUGUUCUAUACAGGUGUUUACAUCCUGAUAGGAGCUGGAGCACUGAUGAUGAUAGUGGGUUUUCUUGGAUGUUGUGGGGCCAUUCAGGAGUCCCCCUGUAUGCUGGGACUGUUUUUCUUCUUCCUAAUAAUCAUUUUUGCCAUUGAAGUGGCAGCUGGUAUCUGGGGAUUUUCCAACCAGAGCAAGGUGGUGAAUGAUAUCACAACAUUUUACCUGCAAACCCACAAUAACUACAAGGCAACAGGAGAUGAGCGCCUCAAAGAGACACUGCGAGUGAUUCAAACUGGGCUGAACUGUUGUGGACCAACUGGUACUGCAAUUGAUGCUGCCAAAGACACCUGUCCUCGGGGAGAGGUGCUUGAGUUGCUCAUUACCAAGAGCUGUCCUGAUGCCAUUGAUGAGGUGUUUGACUCCAAGCUACACAUCAUUGGAGGAGUGGGCAUCACCAUUGGCAUUGUUAUGGUGUUUGGGAUGAUCUUUAGCAUGCUCCUGUGCUGCGCCAUCAGGAAGUCUCGAGAGGUGGUGUGACACCCACCGACACACCUUCAAGUCCUUGUUAAUGUUGCAUGAUGUCAUUCCUUGAGUCACAUGACUCUCCACUGCCAAUAGGAACACUUCUUGGUCAAAGGGGAAAGCGUAAGCUAGGAUGGGUGCAGAAAUUUCUGACGAGUGCAUUACAUAUUAAUUAUAGCUGUACUGCUGACACUUAAGCCCACCUUCCUGUACUAUAUAGAUGCAAUGUGGUUAUUUGGCCCAACUAUAAAAUGGGUGUCAUCAGUGCUUCAGUGACUAUGAUGUACAAUGAUGUGUAAUUUUGUGGUCAUUUGAUUGAAAUUAGUGUUUGUGAACUGCUAAAUAUCGGAACAAAAGAUAAUGUAAUUUGUACUGGUCACAUUCUGCACCAUGGCAAGAAAAAGUAACAGAAUAGGGCCAUAAAAAAAACCCUCUCACUUCAGCACAAAUACAGCAGUAGCCAAUGAAACUCAACAACUCUUCUUAAGACACAGAAGUCAAGCUAUGGUGACUAGUAGCCUAUCGAAUGCUGAGCUGUAAACUGUGUUAUUUCCAGCUUGGUAUUAGAGUAGCAUAGCAAGUUUCUACAUUGUGACAUUUGAUUUGUUCCUUUAAUUUCAUUCUCCUAAUUGCCCUUUACAAAAUUGCCUUUAAUUUUGCCACUUUUUUAUGUAUUUUUUUAUAUGUAAAAAAAUGUAUGCACUUCUCUGGUUCCUUGCUACAUUGGUUUGAUGUGUUUUAUAAUAUCAUUAUUGUUUUAGAGAGACUGGAAUUAUUUAUACCAUAUGCACUAUGUUUUACAGAGAAAAAAAAUAAAAUAAAGAGAGACAAAUAA